Daldinia decipiens is the source of this 2204-nucleotide messenger RNA. RefSeq lists its product as uncharacterized. The transcript has 3 exons. The record is from RefSeq and is a predicted model, not a curated record. Bases 262 to 1905 code for a protein of 547 amino acids. NCBI's taxonomy places the organism in Eukaryota, Fungi, Ascomycota, Sordariomycetes, Xylariales, Hypoxylaceae.
AAAUACAUGCAAGGAUCAUGCGAUCUAAUAAUCGGAAGAUACGGGGCAGACGAGAGCCUUUCGAUGAAAGUGGAAAUAAAAUACUAUCUUAUGAUUAGAAGACUCACACCGAACUUUCAGGGUUGUUGUGGCUUAUUGACACUAAGGCUUCUCAACAUUUCUUUCUUCUGUUUUCCCUUUUAUUAUCAUCGUCUUUUCUUGUUUGUGGCAGUUUUCAAUGGUAAUUUGAGAAUAUAGCAUUAAAGCAUAGAGGAAAAAGCCAUGCCUAAAGUAGACCAUGAAUCUCCUGGAAAGAUCGGGAGGCGAGGUGGAGUUUUGAUAUAUCACCGAGGACCACUGGCCAAAAUAUCCCACCAAAAAUGGCCAUUCAAGACCGGUAAUGGGUGGUAUAGUACAUAUGAUAAUGGGAAUGGCCCAGAUAUAGACACGAUGAGAAUGCAUAAAAUUCAGCAAGAUAGGAUAUCAGAGCUUGAUGUAACUAAAAGACCAAUUUUAUUCAAGCCAAUUCAAGGAUACGCCAGCCGAAGGCAGCGAGGAGAGUUCGGUUACAAUCAUGUCCCUGAAUUUACACAUAAGUGCUCCCCUUCGCCUAAUCUAGAGGCCAUUUUAGCUCGUAACUUAUCAGAGUACGAUUGCCCUUUUCAGGAGAAGCUUGGCCUCCCUUAUAAUGGCUCGAUCAGUUUAGACCAAUUACCCAGCUUAUUACCUGAUUCUAAAUCGAGGGCAGAAAGCCCAUGCUUUUCGCAAAAUAAACGCACGAUAAAUGAAGCAACAAAAACGGAUAAGCCGCUCUAUGGUAUCGGGAAAUAUUUAGCUCCAUUAUCUCCCGUUAAAGGUCAAACCAACAGCAUCCCGAAGAAAGAAGAAUAUAGCGCGGACAAACAUACGGGACUCGAAAGCCUGGAGAACCCGAGUACGGGAAGAUUACAUGGAGUCGAGAGAAACUACGAAGACCAGCACUUUACUAUAGGUGUUGGGAGACGAGGGGUAUCACCAGCACAGCUUAUACGGCCGUUAGACUCUGGAGAAGAUCCGAAUGAAAAAGUAGCCCAGAGCAAACAGAGUAUACAAUCUGAUAAGGAUGGUGGGUGUCCAAGGAAGAGGUGGUUGGCAUGUCUCUGGUAUAAGAAGGAUCCGUUGAAAUACUCCAGUUGCGCAAAAUAUAAACUAUUACGCAUCAAGGAUGUGAAGCAACACACCUAUAGGAGACACAUGAAGCCUGACAUCUACUGUUCUGUUUGCUUCAAAGUAUUUUCAAAGGAGAAGGAGAGAGAUAGACACAUGCAAAAGAAAUUGUGUACCCCCAGGAGCGAGCCAGAAUUCGAUGGAUUAUCAGAACAGCAAAGAAAGGAGUUAAACCAGAGUGCUAACCGUGGGAAAGAUGAUGUAGAACGAUGGUAUUGUAUGUGGGAUACAAUUUUCCCCAGCGAGCGCCGACCUCUAUUGCCAUACCUUGGAGUCGGCCGGCAGGAAUUACUACCGCUGCUUCGGAGUUUUUGGAACCAAAGACACCAAGAUAUCAUACGCAACGUCCUGCAGAGACCAUCACAACGAAAGGUAGAACCUAAAAUGGUCCAAAACGUCAUGGAUACUAUCUUUGACAGAUUUGAAGCUGAAUCCCUAACCUGGGACUCCUACCCCAACGAGCAUUCAGGCGAUGAAUCGUCGGAGAAUGGCAAUUCCCAAACACAAUCUCCCGGGAUCUCGAACGACGUUACCAUAGGAGACUCACCCCCCCAACAAGAUAUCACAGAUUAUGGGACAUUAUACGAACCCUCAGGAUACCAGCCCGGUCUAGAAUCCAACCUUCCUUUGGAGCCCAUGAGCGAGAACGAUUUCGACCAGUACCUCGGAAUUGAGACUGGAUUUGAUUUGUAUCAAUAUGGCACAUGGGGAUUGUAUUGAAAUUCUUGUCCUAGCAUGCAGGCUCUUGAAAUUACAGAGUCUUAAGCGGUGGAGCAUAGCAAGUAUCUCAAAGUUUACUUGAUAAUCACUUACUAGUAACGAGUGGAAGGGGAUCAAUUUAGAAGAGAAAAAGGAUUUUCAUUUAUGUUUAAGUACAUAGUUAGUUACCUAAUGUAUACUACUCAACUAUUUUCAAUCUCAUGUCUAUGUAGUACCUAAUCCUCUUAACUGGCAUAAGACAACACGCCCCUUCGUAAUCGGUGGAGUACCUAAGGUAAGGUUCAACGCGAUUCAUUAAC